Molecule: messenger RNA, 716 nt
Organism: Asparagus officinalis (garden asparagus)
Lineage: Eukaryota; Viridiplantae; Streptophyta; Magnoliopsida; Asparagales; Asparagaceae
Exons: 5
Coding region: 99-488 (129 amino acids)
Cellular component (GO): nucleus
Molecular function (GO): RNA binding
Source: RefSeq, a predicted model, not a curated record
CGUGCGUCCGCAAGUUGUUCCUCUUCUUCACGAACCUCUGCUCUCAAAAAUCUUGGGUUAAGGUUAGGGUUAGGGUUAGGGUUUCCUCGAUCUUAGCAAUGGAGGAUGUCACUGAAGCCGUUAACAGCCUCACCAUCAACGAACCGCACAAGAAGAACCGCAUCCAGGUUUCCAACACCAAGAAACCCCUCUUCUUCUACGUCAAUCUCGCCAAGAGGUAUAUGCAGCAGCACAGCGAAGUCGAGCUUUCUGCCCUCGGGAUGGCCAUUGCAACCGUUGUUACCAUCGCAGAGAUUCUCAAAAACAAUGGUCUUGCUGUAGAGAAGAAGAUCACGACAUCCACAGUAGAUGUGAAGGACGAAUCAAGGGGAAGGCCUAUCCAAAAGGCAAAGAUUGAGAUAUUACUGGGUAAGUCAGAGAAUUUCGAUGAGCUGAUGGCAGCAGCAGCAGAAGAAAGGGAAGCAGCAGGUGGUGACGAGCAGAGUUAAAAAAGGACCAAAGUCUCAUAUUUGUCCUGUUAUUUUCUCCUUGGCUUUUUAUUGAGUUUGUUUUGAUGCAAUUGGAGAUGUUUAUUUGUCAAAGAACUGGUUUUGUCAGCAUCAGUUUCUUUUCUAGGCUGUGAUAUAAACUUAGCAAGUGUAGUUAACUUACAUAACGAUUUAUAAGUUCUCAUUCUAAGGUUCUUUCAUUUAAUUAAACUGUGGGUGUUAAUGAUA